Molecule: messenger RNA, 1644 nt
Organism: Dothidotthia symphoricarpi CBS 119687
Lineage: Eukaryota; Fungi; Ascomycota; Dothideomycetes; Pleosporales; Dothidotthiaceae
Product: S-adenosyl-L-methionine-dependent methyltransferase
Exons: 4
Coding region: 311-1363 (350 amino acids)
Molecular function (GO): O-methyltransferase activity; protein dimerization activity
Source: RefSeq, a predicted model, not a curated record
CUUUCUCAUAUCGCAUACCACCUUGCUUACAGAGCAGACAUGUCUUGGCGAUGAAAUGUGGCCUUGCUGACGUGAGAUAUAAGCCCGCAGCUCACAAGGUCGAAUUUUUGUGGAUGCAGAAGGGCAUCGAUCCAUGUUGCCAACAGCCUCAAGGGGAGGCCUCGCAUUAGCUCUACUUGGUCGGCGCUCCAAGGCGUUUGUAUAAAAAGCUACGCAAGAUGCCGAUCCAAGUACCCAUGGCGAGGCACAGGGUGUUCUCAUUGAAGCUUGCACCAAAUUGCUCAGUGCAUGGACGUCACCUAUCGACAAGAUGCUGAAAAUGCUCCUUGCAGUAUACGAUCCUAUUGUGCUUCGCAUUGCGUGCGACCUCAACCUAUUUGACUUUGCUCUUGCACAUGGCGGCCCCAUCACCGUUGCCGAGCUUGCAGAGAAAAGCAAUGCAGACCCAGUACUGAUCCAUCGUAUCCUCCGGCUACUUGUGGCGAUCGGCAUCUUCAACGCAGAUACCAGCAAAACAUAUUCUGUUGCUCCUCUGGGUCAUCUCUUUGUAACCGGCUCACCUUUGAAAGAAGGCGUCGUACACCUUACACACAUCUACCCAGCUGUGUCCAGCAUGCCGGAAUACUUCUCGAAAAGGGGAUACAAGAACCCCACAAGCGCAGUUGACGCACCGUUCCAACUUGCUUACGGGAUCAAGGGUGUGGACUACUUCCAAUUCCUUGCUAGGCCUGAAAACAAGAAGUUUUCAGAUGCGUUCGACACGACUAUGAGUUUACAGCUUGCUGACACGGGGGGUAAAUGGGCGCCGAACUACCCCGCGGAAGAGCGCUUGAAGAUUGAAGACCCAGAGAGGGUAUUGCUCGUGGACAUCGGAGGGGGGCUGGGCCAUCAAACAAAAAAGUUCAGGGAAGAAUUUCCAAAUCUUGCCGGGAAAGUUGUUGUCGAAGACCUCCCUGAGGUCUUGGAAAAAGCGGUCGAUUUGCCUUCUUCCAUCAUCAAACUCCCACAGAGCUUCUUCGACCCACAGCCUGAGCUCGUCAAGAACGCAAAAGCCUUCUACCUUCGGUCGAUUCUACAUGACUGGCCAGAGGAACAAGCCCACAAAAUAUUGCGCGGACUUCACGAUGUGAUGGCCGAUGACUCAGUCAUCCUGUUAGAUGAGGUCGUGUUGCCAGAGUCCGGUGUGAGUCAUCUAGAGAGUCGAAUGGAUUGGCACAUGAUGGGCUGUUUCUCGAGUAUGGAGAGAACGGAACUGCAGUGGCGGACUUUGGUCGAUGGUGCAGGACUGCGUGUGGAGGAUCUCUGGGCCAAGGAAGAUGAUAAGGCAUGGCGCCACGUCAUAGAGUGUGUAAAGAAGACUUGAUUGUUUCCAUGGUUUACGAACCAUCGGAAUCGAAAUCGUAGGUAGUGUGUCUGGAGAGGUUGACGGCAGCCGAUUGAAAUCGAAGGCUAAAACUACAACUCGACACCAGGUAUGUCAAUUUCAGAUGACAACAAGCAAUCACACAGGUACUCGUGGCGUCACGAACAUCUUCUUUUCUCUACAGAGAUCAUGGCAUUCAUUCGUGCGCACGUUUAAUUCUCCUCACCACGAUAAAUGCGGAACGUAGACAAUAAAUUGGAAAAGUACUCAUCUGAAUAAAC